This is a messenger RNA of Phytophthora sojae, 1389 nucleotides long. RefSeq lists its product as hypothetical. The record is from RefSeq and is a predicted model, not a curated record. Bases 1 to 1389 code for a protein of 462 amino acids. Lineage: Eukaryota; Oomycota; Peronosporomycetes; Peronosporales; Peronosporaceae. The transcript has 5 exons.
AUGCCAGUGCUUGGAGUGCUACCGGUAGGCGAUACUGGAGUGUCUGUUGUCGUGGAGGAAGAUAUCUCUCCGCUGGUGACUAAACGGAUCGUGGGCUGCGGUGUAGAAACAGCAGACACGCUAGACCCUGGAGUCGUAGAUACUGAUAUGGCACCAUCGUUGCCAGUAUUGGACGGUACGGCGGAGCUGUCCGUCACGGGAGGAUCUGUCGUGCCUGUCGCCAAGCGGAAUGUCGGCUGCGGAGUGAUCGGGGUGUCGGUAAUGGGGGUCGAUGAACUUGAGCCCACAGGGACGUCACUGUUGUCGGUGAGCUGGAAGCUGUUGCUGCUGAUUCUGCUCCGUUUGAUGCGUCGUCGAGUUGAGAGUCCAAGCCAGCGCGCGGAUGCCACGGACGUCCAAAGACCCCGCUCGAUGCGAGCGCCCGCGUUACUGCUGCCAGAUCCAGAGCUGCUGGAAGAACCUCCGCUGACGAUGUUGUCACCCUGCGCAGUGCUGGAAGAAUCCUGGAUGGUUGCGCUCCCAGUGGAGCUGCUGUCUGCAGCGGUGGACGAUCUGCUGCCGGCAGUGCUGCCUGAGGAAGACCCGCCUCGAAGCGAACUGCUCGUAGAAGAGGUCGUGUGGGAGUUUGUUGUGGAGGUCGUCGCUUGGGAAUUCGUUGUAGCACCCCCAGACAUCGCUGCGGAGCCUGUGGCUGAGCUAGUGGUGGUACUGGUGGAAGUAGCAGCGUUGGCAGCGUUUUCAGUUCCGGUCAUUGAAGGGGCUGCCGUAUUUACAGCCGUAUUGGAAGUGUCGAUAGCUGCUACAUUCGUCGAAGACCCUACUGCAGCCGAACCCGUCCCUGUGGCAGCAGUCUCGCCAGUAGCUCCAUUCGUGGAGGACGUUGAGGGAGUAUUCGACGUAGCACCGUUAGUAGUCUCAGAUACGGCCGCCGCAGCGCUGGGCGGUGCAUUUGAGGCAACAGGAGUCGAGGAGGCUGCAGUUCCCGAUCCGGUCGUCGCAGCGACUGGCGUUGCCGUGACUGCCGAAUCCGCAGCCGUUGAGCUUUGUGGGCUUGGCGUCGCCGCCGCCGCAGUACUGGCUGAAGGUGUCACGGAAUUACUCGACCCUGAGGUCACAGCUGGAGCACUGGAGGCUUCGGCUGUGGAUGGCCCGGAGUUGAUAGCGGAGCUCGUGGAAGUUCCUCCCGCCGUGCUUGACGUUGACGUUGCACUUGUGCCUGCUGCGUGGACGUUGAGCUGCCGCACCGUUGCAGUUAUCCAGGACAAUGACCGAGUUGCCCUGAGCGUCUUGCUCGAAGUGGAACGUGGAGCACGUCACUUGAGCGGAGGUACUCGAGGCCGCAAGAAGAGCGAGUACCAGCGACACGAUGAUCUGCAUGCUGGCGGCUGA